GGGAGGACGGGGAGUGUGAAGGUAAGAAGAGAGGCAUGGCUCAGGAAUCCGGCACAAAAAUCUUGUCCGACUUGAUUGGUGAUCAGUUUGCAUAUAUUCGUCUCACCCACCGCGCACAUCCAGAGAAGCCAAGUUCGUCCGCGGCAGGCCAAGCACAAGGCUGAGCAAGUCCCGGCAAGUUUCUCUUCAGGGGAUACACACUCUGCCCACAGGAGAGGUUUAGUUUAUUUUAUUUUUACGGAGCCGCAUUUACAGGUAACAUGUCUCAUGGUACGAGUAGGCCUACUUUACCUGAUGAGGCGGUCUUCUGCGACUUCAGGAGACAGUGCUUAUCCACGGAGAAUUGGUACAACAAGUAUGACAAAAACGGCAUGCAGGUGUGGGUCGAAGUCCCACCUGCGGCACCAGGGAAGCAGAAUUCACCCAAAGUUCACAAAAUCAAGUGUAAAAUGGCCAUAAAAGACGUGUCAGCUGCUACCAUGUUCGACGUCCUCCACGACAGCCAGUACCGUAAGACGUGGGACCCUGCCAUGAUGGAGAGUUUUGACAUCGCCCGGAUCUCUGCUACCGCCGAUGUGGGCUACUAUUCAUGGCUUUGUCCCAAACCGCUGAAGAACAGAGAUGUGGUGACGCUGCGUUCGUGGCAGGUGACGGACGAGGAUUAUGUCAUCAUCAACUACUCAGUCAAACACCCGAAAUAUCCUCCUCUGAAGAACUUUGUGAGAGCUGUUUCCAUACUAACCGGCUAUGUGAUCAAGCCCACGGGACCCAACAGUUGUUCAUUCAUCUACCUCUCACAGGCUGACCCCAAAGGUUCUCUUCCGAAAUGGGUGGUGAACAAGGCCUCUCAAGUUUUUGCCCCCAAGGUGAUGAAAUGUGUACACAAGGCGGGACAGGACUAUCCCGAAUGGAAACAGCAGAACUCUCCAGAUCAGAAACCCUGGUUGUUUCCAGAGCAGAACGUCCUGCCCAUGAUGGACCCCUCCGAACUGUCAAUACAGAGAGCUGACUCGCUAGAAAAUGUGGACGAGAGCUUGGUGGCGGAGGAGCAGGAGAACGAAGAUAGCAGCUGUGUCCCAGCGGUGCUGCGGGACAACGGCUGGCCAAGAGACACUAUGGGAUAUUCUCACACAAACGCCAAAGAGCCUUGAGACCAAAGUCCUGCGGUUCUGGACAUCCAAAUCCUCUGCGUCCAGUCUGUCCUCAAAUUACACUGUAUUUUCUACAGUUUUCCCGUAUCCGUUUGCCUUUUGGGAUGAGCAAGACAAUGAAGUGUUUACAACUGUCUUAGCGGAUGGAAAUGAGCACUGAGCUAGUUGCCAUUCAGAUCAGUCCUAUACAUCUCUCAAGUAUUUGCCCCCUAAACUGUACUUACAAAGUACAGAGGUGUAGGGUUUGAUUGCAGAAUAGCUACAGCACUAAGUCUCCCAUCAGGCUUUUUUGUAGCUGCGUUGUUGUAAAUUACAUGUGAAUAAGGUUUGAAUGAAGGGGAUUGAAGUUAAGCAGAGCUGCCCGCCGCUCGCUAUUUGCCUUUACAGUAGACUGAUAGAAAAUGAAGAGUUACAAUCACCAGUGAAAAGUAUGAAGUGAAAUGUAAUUUUUUUUUUUUUUUGGUCCAUGUACGCUUGACAUCUGUACUUACACUGUUGAUUUACUUGUGAAAACAUAGAAAUUGUUUUAGUUAACCCCUUUUUAAUUUUUGGUGAAUGUAAACAUUGAGGCAAAGUUAUUGGAGCCUUUAUUGGACACACUUGACAUUUUAAUCACUUUGUUUUUUUGUUUUUGUUUUUGUUUUUUUAAUCACACCCAUGCAUUUAGUCAAAUUGUUGAAAUCACCCUUAAUUUAGUUUGUACAGGAGCUAUGGGCCUGGACAGAGAGUCAGUCUGUCUAACAGAAAUACAGUUAUUGCGUUUACAACACACAUAAACAAUUUCACUCCAUUGUCACUGUAUAUUUGCCAGUAUCUAUCCACCCCACUUUUUUAAAACAAGGAAAUCCCUGCAGCUUUAUAUUUAAAUAUUGUAUUUAUUGAAUUGUUGUGCAAUGGAAUUCAUCACACUAAGUUAUACAACACAGGAUUUGUACGUAGUAAGUUGUAAGUCAGUGGGAUUAAUUGGUGAGCUCAGUGAUUUAAAAUCUUAAGGCACAAUCAUUUUUCCCCCCCAAGUUAAAUAUUGUAUUGUACCUGAAGGAUUGGACACUCCUAAGAUUAUUUAUUUAAGUUACUGUCUGCUCAGAUGAAGUUAUGACAGAGCAAAGAGGGACUCUGAAAUUAGACAAGCUCAGCUCUUGAAGUUUGGUUUCUGAAGUUAUUUGACAUUACCAGUGUCACAUUGUCUUGACGUGUCUUUUUUUAAAUAAACCCCACAAGGUUAA
Molecule: messenger RNA, 2377 nt
Organism: Myripristis murdjan (pinecone soldierfish)
Lineage: Eukaryota; Metazoa; Chordata; Actinopteri; Holocentriformes; Holocentridae
Gene: stard14
Product: START domain containing 14
Exons: 6
Coding region: 261-1151 (296 amino acids)
Molecular function (GO): lipid binding
Source: RefSeq, a predicted model, not a curated record